GAAGUUGUUCCCAGGUAGCCAUGAGAAAUAUGGUCACACAUCCUGUCCCCUUAAUUGGUAGCUUCCCUUUUCUUAAACAGUGAGCAAGUUUGCUGAGACUCUUCCAGGGAAAGGUGAGUGACAGGAGUCUGGAGGGGAGAAAGGGGCAGGGAGGAAAUCAGUGCCCUGUUUGGACAGCCUUUUGCCUUACCUGAAAUUAUUUAGGGCAAACUCUGGAAAUAGCAUUACGUUGCUUAAAAUUAAAGCUCCUCCUCAGGCUGGCAGGUGUCAGGCAGGUCACUUAGAGUUAUUUGAACAUUGCUAAACUGGUUUUGUCUUUUUCAUUUUAUUCCCCUUUGCUUCAUCACGGAUAUCUAAAAGGACAGUUGGAACCAAUAAAUGAGGGUCUGCUCGCUAGAAUCUCGGAUCUCUUGCUGUGCAGAUGGACUUGUAGAAAUUGUUGUCAGAAGUGUUUCGACUGCAGCUGUUGUCAGUCGAGUGAGGAUGAAGUUGAAAUCCUGGGACCUUUUCCGGCUCAGACACCAGCCUGGCUCUGAAUUGUGUCCUCCCAGGGACACUUAAUUGUACGAAAGUGGAUAAUGAAACAGACAGGAAGUUUUAAAAGAAGGAUAAGCAGUCAGAAUGAGGAAAAAGAUGGAGACUCUGAUAACACCACCAGCGAGCCACCUCCAACUCCGCAGGAUACUUCCCCUGACAGGAGGCGGUCAUCAUCAGAUACUUCACGGUCCACUUAUAGCCUUACAAGGCGGAUUUCAAGUCUAGAAUCAAGAAGGCCAAGUUCUCCACUAAUUGACAUUAAACCUAUUGAGUUUGGAAUUAUAGGAGCUAAAAAGGAAAUAGUUCAGCCAACUAUCCUGAGAAAAACCUAUGCCCCAGAUGACUACUUUAGAAAAUUUGAACCAAGACUUUAUUCCCUUGAUUCUAACAGUGAUGAUGUGGACUCCUUGACAGACGAGGAAAUCUUAUCAAAGUAUCAACUGGGCAUGCUGCAUUUUAGCACACAGUAUGAUCUGUUGCAUAAUUAUCUAAUAGUGAGGGUAAUUGAGGCUAGAGAUCUGCCUCCUCCAAUUUCCUAUGAUGGCUCAAGACAAGAUAUGGCUCAUUCUAACCCUUAUGUCAAGAUAUGUCUCCUUCCUGAUCAGAAGAACUCCAAGCAGACAGGAGUAAAACGCAAAACGCAGAACCCGGUGUUUGAGGAGAGAUACACAUUUGAAAUCCCAUUUUUAGAAGCCCAGAGAAGAACUCUGCUUUUAACCAUAGUGGAUUUUGACAAAUUUUCACGCCAUUGUGUCAUUGGCAAAGUGUCGAUGCCAUUAAGCGAAGUAGACCUUGUGAAGGGUGGACACUGGUGGAAGGCCCUUGUUCCCAGUUCUCAGAAUGAAGUUGAGUUGGGGGAGCUGCUGCUAUCAUUAAACUACCUACCCAGUGCAGGAAGACUGAACGUAGACAUUAUUAGAGCAAAACAGCUUCUUCAGACAGAUAUGAGCCAAGGUUCAGAUCCCUUUGUGAAGAUUCAGCUGGUCCAUGGAUUAAAGUUAGCAAAAACCAAGAAAACUUCUUGCAUGAAGGGUACAAUAGAUCCCUUCUACAAUGAAUCCUUCAGUUUCAAGGUGCCACAAGAAGAAUUGGAAAGCGCCAGCCUAGUAUUCACAGUGUACGGCCACAACAUGAAGAGCAGCAAUGAUUUUAUUGGGAGGAUUGUGAUUGGUCAGUACUCAACAGGCUCCCCUGAAUCGAACCACUGGCGUCGCAUGCUCAAUUCCCAUCGGACAGCUGUGGAGCAAUGGCACAGCCUCCGGUCCAGGGCAGAGUGCGACCGAGUGUCUCCAGCAUCUCUUGAGGUGACGUGAGAGCAGUCGAUUAGCAACAACAAAGCCAAGCAAGAAAAUGAAAACACACAGAAAACCCCUCCAUGCUCAUUCACACACAUACUCGCCUGCAGUCAACCAUGGAAUUGAAAGUAACUGUUGCCGCUGCUGGUAACACAAUGGCUGCGUUAGCCUCUGUGCCUCAGUGAACCUUCCUAAACCACAUAUCACAUAUUCAUACGCCGACUGUUUUCUCAGGGUCACUACCUGUGUGGCCCAUUGGACCUGUUACUACUUGCAUCUGCUGCUGGACCCACACCUCUGUUUUUAAUCCCACGUUCAGUACAGUGGAGGACUAUUCAAAAGGUCAGUGUUAACAUAGUAGAGUGCUUUACUUUCUCCUGUAGUGUGUAGUGUGGGUUGCACGUGGAUUCAACAUCUUCAUUCUGAGUUAACUGGAAACUUUUUGAGUUCCUUCCACUACCCUUCCAGUACAAACCCAUGACUCAUUUCAUUGGAGAUGUAAGUACCCAUGUACUCUCUUUGGUGAAUGUGGUAAAUAGGCUAGAAUCUUUUUUUUUAAUUGAUAGAACAUGUGGUGAAAUCAGUUCUGAAAUCAAUCCAGUUUUGUCCUUGUACUAGUUUAAUAAAAUUAAAUUCCUGUUAGUAUGUAUGUGUGCCUUUGUGUGUUGGAGUAUGGGUGUGUUUGUGUGUUAUUACACACAUGCGACCAUAUACCAAAUGGAUCUAAUGUUAUGUCAGUAAUGAGACCUGCCACAUUAUAACAGUCUGUAUACAUAAAGUAGGUAGAGUAUGAUAUAGCAAAGUAAAUAUUUUCAAUAGAGUCCAUACUGGGAAAGCCAGAUGAGGCUUUUAAAAGCCUUUAUGUAGUGCAAAAGAACUUGCUUUGGGAGCUUUCACAGUAAACACCGGAGAUGAUACACAAUUUUAAUUCUCUUAACAGGCUGCGGUAGGUCUUUCUGUGUUCUGUGUCUUAAACAAGGUAGUUUUUCAAGUCAGUUGAGUGCACUUUGCUACAGUCAAACUGUUCGUUUAUUCUGUUGGAUGCUUCUGUACAUUUUUUUCACGGCAUAUUGUCUGGUAUGAUGGAGAUUGUAUAUUUAUUGAAAAUAAAGAUCUAUUUAUU
Molecule: messenger RNA, 2955 nt
Organism: Alligator sinensis (Chinese alligator)
Lineage: Eukaryota; Metazoa; Chordata; Crocodylia; Alligatoridae
Gene: SYT17
Product: synaptotagmin 17
Exons: 8
Coding region: 579-1850 (423 amino acids)
Biological process (GO): cellular response to calcium ion; calcium-ion regulated exocytosis; regulation of calcium ion-dependent exocytosis
Cellular component (GO): membrane
Molecular function (GO): clathrin binding; phosphatidylserine binding; calcium ion binding
Source: RefSeq, a predicted model, not a curated record